GAACGAUGAUCACACUCUUUGUCGCUCUUUACUCUCUGCUUUGUCUUUGCACAGCUGUAAAAACUUCUGACAUCAAGGAGCUUCACGUGAAAACAGUAAAGCGUGGAGAAGAUGUAACUAUGGAGUGUAACAUUAGCAUGGAGAAAGACAAAAAUAAUUUAGUUUGGUACAGACAGAGUUUUGGAAAAUUACCUCAGUUUUUAGCAAAACCAUACAGUAACACUUUGGGCUACACAUUUGAUGAGGGAUUCAAAGAUAGCCGCUUCAGUAUUACUGUAAAUGACCAUAAGUUUGAUCUCCACAUUAUCAAAACGAUAGAAGAUGAUGGAGGAGAAUAUUUCUGUGGAGAAUUGGAGGGAAAUAUACUAAAGUUCACAUCUGGAACACAUCUGCAAUUUGAAGGUGAAGAGAUGAAACACUGUCGUACACCUGGAACGGUUAACAAGAACACAGAUUCUGUUACACUCCAGGGUUCAGACUGCAACAAUGGAAAAGGAAAUGAAUAUUGGAUUAUUGCCUUAACAACCUCCAUAAUAAUAUCUCUUAUUAUAAUUGCGGUUCUGAUUGGAGUUUUAUUUAAAAAUCAAAGAAAAGGUGCUUCAUCAAGAAACCAUCAAAUUCCCACUAAUCAGGCUGAUGAUCAAGAUGUCUUGAACUAUGCAGCUGUGACUUUUGCUAAGAAACCUUCAUCCUCCAGAACCUCCAGAGACAAGAGCUAUGAAGACGUUUAUGCACAAGUUAAAAUAAAAUAGAUAAAGAGAAAUUAAUUCAGACUUGAAAAACUAUAUAAAUGUAAUUAUUUAACAAGUUUGUAGACAAACGUGUCAUAUUUUAAUCAGACAAAAACAUUUUUAUUGCUGUAAGUUUUAGCACCAUUUCCAAACUUUUUAAUGUGCUGAUUAGCCUUACGUGAUGGAUGUAGUUUUUUAAAAUUAAUUAAUUUUAUUUUAUAUCACUUUUAUUUUACUGUUAUCUGUUUUUUUUUUCUUUCUGAAAGCCUUACAUUUCCAAUGUUUUCUCAGCAUUUUCUCUUAAAGUUUCUAGAUUUCUGGAAUGUAAAAAAUAAUAUUUUUUUCAGAUUCUGAAACUCUCAAGAGUUUCAUCAUCUCCUAAGUAACACAGUAGCCACUCGUUUUUAUAUGUAGUUCUCCUACAUUUUAAGCCAUUUAAUAUUUAUGGAAAUAUACAUAACUUAAAAUGCAUAAACAUGCAUUGUAGUUACUGAUUUACUGACUACAGUUGGGAAAAAUGAAAGUGUUUGUCUGGGUUUUGCUUCUUCUGAACCCUGGUCUGGACUGCAUUGUGUGUGGAAGCUAUCAGCACAGCACUGCAUGCCGGGUAAUGUGAUUGGUUCAACUUGUCACCUGUUUCAAGUUUAGUGAUGAUGGGAAAACGGUCAGACUCUCAUAAGACUGGAGCACUGUAAUUAUCUUACUCUUGUGGUGCAAGUGUUUUUACAGAGAACACAAACAAGAAAACAACUUCUCUUUUCCAGGUUUUCCUGCACAAUGCCAUGCCAUGUUUGUAAACAGUGCUGUUCUUUGUUGCAUGUCUGUUGGUACCAAAGGAAUAUAAUA
Molecule: messenger RNA, 1577 nt
Organism: Pangasianodon hypophthalmus (striped catfish)
Lineage: Eukaryota; Metazoa; Chordata; Actinopteri; Siluriformes; Pangasiidae
Exons: 6
Coding region: 6-752 (248 amino acids)
Biological process (GO): response to bacterium
Source: RefSeq, a predicted model, not a curated record